Pseudomassariella vexata is the source of this 815-nucleotide messenger RNA. RefSeq lists its product as uncharacterized. NCBI's taxonomy places the organism in Eukaryota, Fungi, Ascomycota, Sordariomycetes, Amphisphaeriales, Pseudomassariaceae. The transcript has a single exon. Bases 244 to 732 code for a protein of 162 amino acids. The record is from RefSeq and is a predicted model, not a curated record.
GGAACAAACACCUCGAAGUCCAUCCAGAGCUCCAAAAGCAGCACAACGCAGCGGCAACAACCUGCGAGCUCUGAUGGGCUCUAAGCAUCUCGUGCGAAACCUCCUGGACAGCCAUGCUAUUCCUGUCAUUUCCCCUGACCAUGAUUCCCAAUGAGCCACUCAGCGGACGCCGAUGUGGUGCCAUCUUCCCCUUCACCACGCUAGAGACAAAAGGGGACAGGGCAAAAAUGACGAGUGUGGCUGAUGACUGGUGUGUCUCACAGCCCUGAAUACCGCCAACCACAGCACGAAAUAAGAUUAUCUGUCGAGUCUGAGACGAGGAGGUCUGUGUACCCGUGUGCGGUAACUCAUCAGUUUCUACUUUGGUACGCUAUUGAGUAUCUCUCCGUCUUUAUUGAUGUCUUUGGUUUUUCUUUUGAGAGCUCGCGUCUCUUCCCAUUGUUCAUCCCACAGUUGGACGCGCUUCCUUGCCAAUUUCAAUUAAAGUUGAUUGCGUUGUCUGUAAAAUUCUGCCGUUGUUUCAUUUUAUCCAGGGGUAACAUGCGGAGAAAUUUUGCUGAUAUCAACCAACAUCAGAUAAAUUCUCAUAUGAAGAAGUAUCCCACACUCCGAGUGGACCCCUGUUUUCCCAUUUUCAGGGCCCAUGGGCUAACAUGGGUGCAUGAAGUGACUCCUCUACGGCCUUGUGGAUAUCGCAUUUGUGGUACCUGCAUCAAAGCAAGGACCGGGUAACGACAUCGGCCAGCGGGGGAUUAUAUGUGCAACUGGAAGAUUGCAGGCCUUCCUGCUUCUCCUGCUCUCCUGGUGAGGUAUCA